Molecule: messenger RNA, 543 nt
Organism: Fusarium keratoplasticum
Lineage: Eukaryota; Fungi; Ascomycota; Sordariomycetes; Hypocreales; Nectriaceae
Exons: 2
Coding region: 1-543 (180 amino acids)
Source: RefSeq, a predicted model, not a curated record
AUGCCCGGCCGCAUCUACGGCCCACUUCCUGAGGGGGCGACAAUCAACCACUCGAGAGGGAGAACAACUAUCCACUUCGGGACGGGGGGUGGCAACUUCAAUAUCGUGGGAGGAGACAUUUACUUCACUGGAAACGGAGGUGGUCGACGAGGUUCUGGUGGCCCCAACCGAGGGCGGGGGCGCCGUCAGAGGCGACAUGAGAACGAACGGGCUCCUCACCGUGCUGGGAAUCAGCUUGAGCACCCAAGCCAGCCGAACCCAUCCGCGAGAACCGCCAAGCCGAGUCCGACUUCGAAGAACACCCAGGACCCAGCCAAAAAGGCCAGCACUUCGAACCCCCCCAUGGAUACUGCCAAGCCAAGCCUACCGACGAAGAACACCGAGGGAAGCCGGGCUGGGAAGAAUACUUCGGGGGGCCUGACGGGGACGGCCGAUUAUGAGGCUACACCAAGUACUGGGAAGGCCACCGAGACCGGGUCUUUCGCGAAGACAGUCGAGGCGAGCCCGCAUGCGCAAACUACCAACACAGUUUCACCCAAAUGA